Trematomus bernacchii (emerald rockcod) is the source of this 4141-nucleotide messenger RNA. Its product is annotated as voltage-gated potassium channel subunit beta-3. Gene Ontology annotation, molecular function: voltage-gated potassium channel activity; potassium channel regulator activity; transmembrane transporter binding. The record is from RefSeq and is a predicted model, not a curated record. The coding region runs from base 1098 to 2351 and encodes 417 amino acids. Gene Ontology annotation, cellular component: cytoplasm; voltage-gated potassium channel complex; membrane. Gene Ontology annotation, biological process: potassium ion transport; regulation of potassium ion transmembrane transport. NCBI's taxonomy places the organism in Eukaryota, Metazoa, Chordata, Actinopteri, Perciformes, Nototheniidae. The transcript has 14 exons.
CUCGCAAACCCCCACAUUGCGUGUGUGUCGUGAACAUUUUGGAGCCUCUGGAAAGGGAAAGAAGAAUAAAUAAAGUGGGUCUCUGUGUGCUGACAGGAUGGGACUGAGGGAGGGGACGUCGCGCGUGAGAGAUGUCUGAUUUUGGGGCCAGUGUGCCGGCGUUUUUUUUCAAAUCCGUGCCCCGUGAAAUUUUGUCGAAUAACGGGAGAGCUGCUCAUUUGCUGCCGGUAUGUGAGCGACUUCACAGACUGAAGGUAAUAAAAAAACCCGGCUCGGUGUUUGCUCCUGCUUUCUGUUUCCUCUCUCUCUCUUUAUCCCUUUGCAUCAAUUUGAUGCUGCGUGAGGCUGCUGGGCGAUGAUGCAUCAGUGGGCUCUGACUGUGUGAAUACGCAUCAUAGCAAGUCUAUUUCCCAUUGCUCGGAUUGGAUUCCUCGGAAAUGUAAAUUCGAGCAGUUUUUUUAUUUUUUUUGCUGACCCACCUUGCGACAAAAAAACAAAUUAUGACUUAUUUCGACGCGAGGUGCGAGGAUGCCUGUAGCUGUGGUUGUGUCAUUGCUGCGGCACACUCCGGAGCUCCUCGGCUCAAGACACACAACCUCAGUUGAAGAGAAGACAGAGAUCCAUCAAGUGUUUUACCAGCCAACAUAAGCUAUAGGAGUGCGUGCAUGUAUGUGCGAGGAGGCCGUGUUGCUGACACUCUCGAGGGAGGCUUCACGCAGGUUUUUUAGGGGGUUCCCAAGAACUGCCACAUCCCCAAAUCCGUCUGAGCACUGCUGUGAGCUUACAAGCCGCCUGAUGGUUUUUGGAAAGCAGCCCUGAUGCAUCUUAUGAGUGUGAAAACUCAAAGAGCCCUUUUGCCAGGUUUGCAUCCCCAGACAGGAGACAGUGCAGAUGGUAACUCUGUGUGUGUCAUGUUAGAGGCUGGACUCUUGCCUGCACCCUCCAACUCUCAGCCGAAAUCUCUGCCCUGCCCUGUCUGAGCCCUUUUUGUAUGAGUGUCAGUGCUUCGCCACAACAAUCAGCACCAACAGUGUGUGUUACUACCCCCGCCCUCUUCCCUAAAUCAAAAUAAAGAGCCCCCGGAAACCUGGGUCAGGAUGCAGGUGUCUUUCGCGUGCACUGAGCACAACCUCAAGAGUCGCAGUGAGGACCGGCUCUGUGGCCUUCGCACUGCUCCACCUCCUGGAGGAAGCAGUGGAGGAGGCGGUGGAGGUGGAGGUGGAGGAGGUAGUGGACAAGGGAGUAAUGGCAAUUACAUGUCUCAAGGCACGGUCAAGACCAGGGAGGGUCCCGGGUCGCGCCAGGCUCCACACGGCCAUGCCCACAUGAAGGAGGCCAUCGGGCGCCACACCAGCAUGAAGUACAGGAACCUGGGGAAGUCAGGCCUUCGUGUUUCUUGCCUCGGGUUAGGCACCUGGGUGACGUUUGGAUCUCAGAUCUCGGAUGAGAUGGCCGAGAACCUGAUGACCAUGGCCUAUGAGAACGGAGUGAAUUUGUUUGACACGGCAGAGGUGUACGCCUCAGGAAGAGCGGAGAUCACUCUAGGGAUUAUUAUCAAGAAGAAAGGAUGGAGGCGUUCAAGUUUCGUCAUCACAACAAAGAUCUAUUGGGGAGGCCAAGCAGAGACAGAGAGAGGACUCUCAAGAAAGCACAUUAUUGAAGGUUUGAGAGGAUCCUUAUCAAGACUGCAGCUAGAAUACGUGGACAUCGUUUUUGCCAACAGAAACGAUGUGAACAGUCCGAUGGAGGAGAUAGUACGGGCCAUGACGUUCGUAAUAAACCAGGGUAUGGCCAUGUACUGGGGAACCUCACGCUGGAGUGCCAUGGAAAUCAUGGAGGCUUACUCAGUGGCACGCCAGUUCAACUUGAUACCGCCUGUGUGUGAGCAGGCGGAGUAUCACUACUUCCAGAGGGAUAAGGUGGAGGUGCAGCUUCCUGAGCUCUACCACAAGAUCGGUGUUGGAGCCAUGACCUGGUCUCCCCUAGCUUGUGGAUUAAUCACAGGGAAGUACAGCGAUGGUGUGCCCGAGUGCUCCAGAGCAGCAAUGAAGGGAUACCAGUGGCUGAAGGAGCGAGUGAACAGCGAGGAGGGCCGCAGGCAGCUCGCUAAAAUCAAGGAGCUCCAUCUACUGGCCGACAGACUGGGCUGCACCGCGGCUCAGUUAGCCAUCGCUUGGUGUCUGCGCAGUGAGGGAGUCAGCUCAGUUCUUCUGGGUGUUUCUAAUACAGACCAACUACUUGAGAACCUGGGUGCACUACGGAUCCUAUCCCAAAUGACCCCACAAACCAUCGCUGAGAUUGAUGGCCUGCUGGGAAACAAGCCACACUCAAAGAAGGAGUUGCGCGCUUGAAGACGCAAAACUGAGUGACAGUUUAUGUUUUUUCGAAAAGAUGAAGAAGACAAUGACAUUGGGAAACAUCCAUUUUUGCUCUGCUGUAUACUCAACAACUUGCAUGUCCUCAGCAACAUUAUGCUUCCAGUAUGUGCGCAUAUCCAUUUUGCGCAGUACAUUGUAUCAUGUAUACAAAAAAAUAAGAUCUCUCAAUUGUGAAAAAAACAGGUCAUAUAUUGCUCACUGCCGUUCAAGACUGAUUAUUUUUACAGAGGUCCAUCCACAGAGACAACGAAAGGCUCAAAGAUUUGAAUCAAAUGUUCUUAAAUAGAAAAAAACACCUAUGUGCUGAGAUGCAACUUUAAAGCGUGAAUGGUGCUUUCAUUAGACAUGUGAGUCUCCUCCCCUCGCAGCUGCCUGUUAAUCUGUAUGUUUAUUACCCAGCAUUCAGAGAGCCAAAGGUUAGUACUCAUGUGUCUAGCCUGACGUUUCCCAUAGUGUGCAUGUGACUGGUCUGCCACGCUCACUGCUUCACAGGGUUGGGAACAAGGGAUUACUUGUCAAGAAAAAAAAACAGAAACAGAUCACAUGCUUUUUCAAAAUCUGGAAAGUGAUGUAUUACUUUGAAAUGACCAAAUAUUUGUUACGCAUUCUGCAAUGAUUUUAGCAACCAGCUAAAAUGAAUAGAUUGCACUGCAACGAUAACUGAUUUUUGGAUUGGAGUGUUGGUUAAUACAAUCUAAAAUUGUCAGUAGUGAAUGAGAUUUUGAAAGUAACUUUCCCAACCCUGAUGCUUUCUCAGCAGUCUUUUUGCCUCUUCUGUUUGUAAACUGUGCGCAUGUCCCUUUAAGAGAGAAUAGCCCUAACACAGGGUGUAAAUGUGGCAUGGCUUUUAUGGCUUAUGUAGAUCUGCAGUGCCCUUAAGCCAUUUUUUUUACUCUAAAUGUUCUGGCAGUUUGAUCCAGGAUCUGUGUUGACGGGCACUCUUGCUUUAAAGACUCUCUUCAGUCUGCAGACACGGACGGGUGUCCACGUAUAAUCUUUGUAUUGUCUUCAACUGUAUCAAAAACAUGUUGGCAUCACUUCCAACAAUGCCGUUCUUGUGAAGAGCAUCCUUGUUCCAAAAUCAGAGGUUUGAGGCAGUUGGACUUUUCGGGAAGGUCACUGAGCAUCUGACGCAAAGAUUUGGACACACUGUGUUAAAAUAGUAGUUUUCAAAUGAUAGGACAUAUGAAAAGGCUGAGUUUAUCACAUGUGAUAAUACUAUUGCCACAGUUCACUUGGGGUAAGAUUUAGCAAAUGUAACUUUUUUUUUUUUGUGGAAGCCUAAAAAUAUAGCUUCUCUGGGAGUUUUCUGUCUCUGUUUAUAAUUUGUUCCCUUGAGUCUUGCUCCCAUGCACAACUGGUUUUUCUAAUGUGCAUUUGAUGUCCUUUCCUUUUAGUUUUGUAUUUAAUUCAAUUAUUUGUAAUGUGAAGGAGGCGGAUUUGUUCCUUUUGUGAUUCUCCCAUGAAAGCAGCACUAAUCUCCAGAUCGGGGUGCGUGUGUUUUGAUACAUGAAGUUGUUUCAGUUGGUACAAGGUGACAUUGUACUGUAAAUAGGCUUAUCUGUUUGAGAUGGCGAGAUAAAGGUUAAAUAUAUGAAUCAUGGAAGACUCUUCUGAAGGAGCGGCUGAAGCGUUGCUCCUCUGUGACUGUGAUGAUGGACCGGGUGUAGCUUCCAGUGUACAUAGAUACUUCAAUCAAACCUUGAAAAUGUAACUCUGCCUGAAUGACUUAUAUUUUGUCUUGCAACAAAGAGAAAAACAAA